AUGUCCCUUAGCAAUGCUGAUGUGAAAAAGCAUAAGCAUAUGAAGGCUUUCAUUGAACAAGAAGCUAAUGAGAAAGCAGAAGAAAUAGUUGCAAAAGCAGAAGAAGCGUUCAAUAUGAGAAAGGUCAUCUGGUGCGAAACCCAAAGACUAAAGAUUAUGGGAUACUGUGAGAUGAAAGAAAAGCAGGUUGAACAACAGAAAAAAAACCAGAUGUACAAUUUAAUGAAUCAAACAAGAAUCAAAGUCCUCAAGGAAAGCUGGAGAGAUAUGUUGCUGAAUGGAAUGGUCCUCCAGGUUUCCUAUCAUUUGUUAGAACCCCGAAUUAUUGUACUUUGCCAAAACCAGGAUUUCCCUCUGGUAAAGGCUGCUGUGCAAAAAGCAAUUUCUAUGUACAAAAUUACCACCAAAAAAGAUGUUGAUGUUCAAAUUUACCAGGAAGUCUACCUGUCUGAGGAAAUUUCUAGUGGAGUUGAGAUCUAUAACAGGGAUUUUAAAAUAAGAGUUUCCAUUACCCAAUAA
Molecule: messenger RNA, 519 nt
Organism: Suncus etruscus (white-toothed pygmy shrew)
Lineage: Eukaryota; Metazoa; Chordata; Mammalia; Eulipotyphla; Soricidae
Product: V-type proton ATPase subunit E 1-like
Biological process (GO): proton transmembrane transport
Cellular component (GO): proton-transporting two-sector ATPase complex, catalytic domain
Molecular function (GO): proton-transporting ATPase activity, rotational mechanism
Source: RefSeq, a predicted model, not a curated record